CGUGCCUCGUUAUCUGCAAACCUGAUUGACCCCGAUCAUGUGAUUGACGUUGUUUUCUUUGGUGCCUGUUAUAAGAAUAUUAGGCUAAUCUGAAGAUUGUGUACCUGGUGUAUAGUAUCUAUGGAGCUUUCUACAUCCGUGAAAGGUUAGGUAUUUUUCAAGUUAAAAGUUAAUUAUGAUGAUUGAGGAGGGGCAACAAGCUGAAGAGCAAUCCCAUCUGAUACCUCGGCACCAUGGGAAUGACAAUCAAUAUGCUGUCACUUAUGAAGAAGCAAUUAGCAAAACAGGGUAUGGGAAGUUUCACUAUUUGGUGCUGGCACUGUGUGGAUGGGCUGUGUCCAGUGAUGCCAUUGAAGUACUGUCCAUCUCGUUUGUGUUGCCAGCUGCACAGUGUGAUCUUCACCUGACCUCUAAUGAUAAAGGCUGGCUCAACUCCAUCAUGUUUGUUGGUAUGAUGUUAGGUGGUUAUGGUUGGGGGUCACUUGCUGACCACUUCGGCCGUAGACAAGUCUUACUUGGUUCACUGACCGUCAAUGGACUUGGAGCACUCUCAUCAAGUUUCUGUCAGUCCUUCUGGAUUUUCCUGUUGAUGAGGCUGGUCAGUGGAAUAGGUGUUGGAGGUAGCAUUCCUGUCAUUUUCUCCUAUUUUACUGAAUUCCAGCCCAAAGAGAAGCGAGGAACUAUGAUAAGUGUCCUAGCCACAUUUUGGAUGUUUGGUAACAUCAUUGCAGCAGGGCUGGCCUGGAUCAUUGUGCCAUUAGAUAUUGGCUACUCUUCACCAAACUUCACCUAUAACAGCUGGAGGAUCUUUAUUGCAAUCUGUACUUUUCCAAGUUUAUCAUCAGCAGCACUUUUCUUCUUGAUGCCGGAGAGUCCCAAAUUUCUGCUUAGUGUUGGUAAAGAAGAGCAGGCUGCUGCAGUGCUGAAGAAAAUUUAUGACAUCAACAAUCCCAAUGCAUUAAUGCCCUAUGACGUGGAAUCCAUUGUGUUGUCAUCAGACAGUAAGACAGAUUCACAUUACCGCUCAAAUGCCACCAAGAACAUCAAAGGAACAUGUGGUUCAAAGUCUGUUACAAAGCUUCUUGAUUCCACAAUAGAACUGUUUCGAGCUCCUCUGCGACGAUCUACCAUAAUUCUGCUCAUUGUCACAUUUACCAUCAGUUUUGGGUAUUAUGGACUGUGGAUGUGGUUUCCCGAGUUGUUUUCCCGUGUAGAGAAAUAUGGUGGAUCUCCAUGUGACUCAGUGAAGGGUUCUAAUGUUACAGAAAGCGGCGACCAAAACUGUACGAUUCCAGACACCUGGACGUACCAGUCUGGCUUCCUCACGGCACUGUCCAACCUACCGGGAAACCUAUUCACAAUAUUUCUUAUGGAUAAAAUUGGGAGAAAAGGAAUAUUAGUGAUUGGUAUGCUGGGGUCUGGAGUGACGGUGUUCUUCAUCCCCUUAAUUCACAACAAAGUGCAGAAUCUGCUGCUAUCCUGUACAUUUGGUCUCAUCUCCACACUUGCCUGGAAUGCGCUUGAUGUACUCCAGGCCGAGCUCUUUCCUACUGGUGUCAGGUCAACAGCUAUGGGAGUGUCUUCUGCAGCGAACAGAAUAGGAGCAAUCCUUGGGAACCUUGCCUUUGGGGAAUUAGUAGACAUUCACUGUUCAGUGCCCAUGAUAAUGGUAGCCGUACUUCUUGUUUUGGGGGGACUUACCUCCCUUAAACUUCCUAACACGACCAAAACGGACAUUCAUUGACCGCUGUUUUAUAGCCUAGGCUACAAAGUGUCUUCUAUGUUUAUGUGAGGCUGUGUCAUGGUGUGACAUCAGUCUGUCAAUUUAUAAUCUAGAACAAUGUUAACCCAGAAUGGCAUAAUAGAUUUUGACAAAAUUUGGUGUUCAGCAUCCCUGGGAUGAGGGAUUCAAUGUGAUAUACACGAUUUCUGUAACCCUGCUGGGGAAAUAGAGGUAAAUGGGAUGAUACUUCUUUAGUAUCUGUUUAGUUAUAUUAGCGAAGAGUUUUUAGUCUUAUUUGGUAUAAAGGAUGCCUUGGCCAAGGGAACUCGUUUUUUUUUUAUAAACAAAGGUUGUGCCCCCUUCACUCCUCAGGGCAGAGGGCUGGGGCCCAAUAGAGAAAAUGGGUUAAAUCUUUAAGUAAAUGUUCCUAGACUACAGAUACAGGACUUUUAAUCUAAUUUGAUAUAUGCCCACUAGGCCAAGUGGAUUCAGACUUGUGUAAUGAAGAUGAUGGCCCUCGUGGGGUUAGAGUGGAUGGGUGGGUUUUUCCCAAUGUGGGAAAUAGUCGUAAGUCUUUAAAAGACUUAUCUAAUUUAAGUGAAGAGAUUUUAACCUCAUUGGAUAUCCGAGUACCUUUGGCCAAGGGACUCAGUAUCAUUAGUGUGUGGUCCAACAGAGACAGAAAGCUGGGGUCCAACAGAGUUUAUGUUCAAAAGAUUUCUCUUAAUGUACCAUUGAAAACAUUGUAUGGAAACAGUAAAGGCACCUAGGCGUAGAAAUCUAAUAUUCAACUGGCCAAUAAAGGACUUGAGGCCUAUUAUAGGAAUCAGAGUAAAUUAUAGACUUUCAUUAUGACUCAGACAUUUCUUCCUAUAUCCAGUUUGUUUUUAUUUAACUCUUUUUAUAUGCAAGUACCAUAGUCAACAUGAUGUAUGUAGAAUUGAAUAUUGAUACAGAUAUGGCCAUUUUUUUGUAUAUUUAAGUAAAAAAUUAUAAAAAUGAUUUUGGUGACAUAGAAAAUAACAUUUUAUAUGUUGCAGUAAUUUGGGGAUAUUGGUAUCUUGGUUGUUUUAUCUCAUUGACUUUUUGUUAGAAUAUAUUAUCUCUUAAUCAGAUUGAAAAAUGUACUGCUUUACCUGUUUUAUACUGUAAAUUACUUGAUUGACAAGAAGAGAUAAGGUCAAAUGAGGUGAUUGGUUGACUGUGGAAUGAGGUGAUUGGUUGACUGUGGAAUGAGGUGAUUGGUUGACUGUGAAAUGAGGUGAUUGGUCGACUGAGAGGUAACGUGAUUGGUUGACUGUGAAAUGAGGUGAUUCGUUGACUGAGAGAUAAUGUGAUUGGUUGACUGAGAAAUAAGGUGAUUGGUUGACUGUGAAAUGAGGUGAUUGGUUGACUGAGAAAUGAGGUGAUUGGUUGACUGUGAAAUUAGGUGAUUGGUUGACUGUGAAAUGAGGUGAUUGGUUGACUGAGAAAUGAGGUGAUUGGUUGACUGUGAAAUUAGGUGAUUGGUUGACUGUGAAAUGAGGUGAUUGGUUGACUGAGAAAUAAGGUGAUUGGUUGCCUGUGAAAUGAGGUGGUUGGUUGACUGUGAAAUGAGGGGAUUGGUAGACUGAGAGAUAAGGUGUGAGAGAUAAGGUGAUUGGUUGACUGAGAUAUAAGGUGAUUGGUUGACUGAGAAAUAAGGUGAUUGGUUGACUGUAAAAUGAGAUGAUUGGUUGACUGAGAGAUAAGGUGAUUGGUAGACUGAGAGAUAAGGUGAUAAGUUGGAUGAGAGAUAAGGUGAUUGGUUGGAUGAGAGAUAAGGUGAUUGGUUGGAUGAAAGAUAAGGUGAUUAGUUGGAAGAGAGAUAAGGUGAUUGGUUGGCUGAGAGAUAAAAUGAUUGAUUGACUGAGAGGUAAGGUGAUUGGUUGACUGAGAGAUAAGGUGAUUGGUUUACUGAGAGGUAACGUGAUUGGUUGGAUGAGUUAUAAGGUGAUUGGUUGGAUGAGUGAUAAGGUGAUUGGUUGUAUGAGAGAUAAGGUGAUUGGUUGUAUGAGAGAUAAUGUGAUUGGUUGGAAGAGAUAAUGUGAUUGGUUGGAUGAGAGAUAAUGUGAUUGGUUGGAUGAGAGAUAAGAUGAUUGGUUGGCUGAGAGAUAAGGUGAUUAGUUGGAUGAGAGAUAAGGUGAUUUGUUGAAGAUGGAAAUGAGAUGAUUUUUGGGGUUUAUCUGUAUUCUGUGAUACAUUUUAAGCAUGGUUUCUGUAUAAUUCAUGUCUUUCUAUCUAUUGUGAUAUUGAUAAUUACUGAUAUUUAUUCUUUGUUUCUGUUGGAUGUUUGUUAUCUGCUAUUUGAUAAACAAUAUGUUGGACAAAAAAAGUUUAACCAAAUCUUGGUGUCCAAAUCUGUAUUGGCUCGUGUAAGGUGAAGUAUUCCUGCGCCAAACUUCAACAGUGGAUAAAUUUAAGUUCCACGACUUUGCCUGUUUAAGCACAUUUAAGUAUAAAAUGAUGUGUUAGUAUUGAGAGAAAGCAGCUCAUGCCUUCGGGUAAUAGUCAGGUGUGACUUCUAUUGUCCACUGGCAUGUGCUGGUCAGACAAAAAAAUGUCAAAGUUAAAAUAACACAGUAGAAGCACAAUGACCUCUUAUCAUCAAACUUAGCUUUUUCAGUAUAUAUAAGACAAAGUCAAACCAAUUUUCUGGAUGUUAGAACAUUGUUAAUUUUAUGUCCGAGUAACACAGUGGUGGGAACAGUAAAUGGUUUCCAUUGAUCUGUCUAUACUACUUUGUGUACAACAUUUCGCUAUACUUUGUGUUUAGCUCUGUUGCUCUAAAACUAGAAGUUCAAGAGUAAUUUAGAUACAUCUAUGAUGAUACUACAGCAAUAUAUCAUAUGAAGGCCACUAGAACCUAUCUUUUCCAUUCCACUGACUUUGGUUAAACUUUGCAUGCAGGGCGGCAAUGGCCAAGUGGUUAAGGCAUCUGGCAUUCUGCUACCACAAGCCCUCCACCACUUGGUCGCGGGUUCAAGACCUAAGUGGGGUAGUCGCCAGGUACUGGCCGUUGAUCGGUGGUUUUUUCUGAGAACUCUGGUUUUCGUCCACCAUCAAUACCUGGCACGUCCUUAAAUGACCAUAGCUGUUAAAAGGAUGUAAAACACAAACAAACCAAACCAAAAAAACUUUGCAUUUAGCAUAACUUUUCUUUAGUUAGACUUUGCAUUCAGCUUGUUAUCCAGCCAAAGUUGGAACGUCAGGCAUAUCAGUGUUUUAAAAAUCAUUUUCUCUUUAUGCUAUAGAUUCAACAAUUUUAGAAAUCCUUUCUCUGUGAUGUUUUUAUUAAAUUACCAAACUUUUGUGAUAAUUUAGAUUUAAUGAUAUCUAAUAUGCUUCAUAUUUAUAUAUUUGUUACAUGAACUUAGCUGAAACCACUUGACUUACUGGGUGGCGAUUUUGUAUACUGGUCAUGUGACCAAUGCAUACUCCUGCCUAAAUUACAGGCUCAAAUACCACUGAUGUUUUAAUACUAUUUAACACAAUGUCUGUAUCAGGUUGGACAGGGUGACACACUUUGUUUAUAUCAGGUUAGACAGGGUGACACACUAUGUCUAUGUCAGGUUGGACAUGAUGACACACAAUGUCUAUAUCAGGUUGGACAGGGUGACACACAAUGUCUAUAUCAGGUUGGACAGGAUGACACAUAAUGCCUAUAUCAGGUUGGACAGGAUGACACACAAUGUCUAUAUCAGGUUGGACAGGGUGACACACAAUGUCUAUAUCAGGUUGGACAGGGUGACACACAAUGUCUGUAUCAGGUUGGACAAGGUGACACACAAUGCCUAUAUCAGGUUGGACAGGAUGACACACAAUGUCUAUAUCAGGUUGGACAGGGUGACACACAAUGUCUAUAUCAGGUUGGACAGGGUGACACACAAUGUCUGUAUCAGGUUGGACAGGGUGACACACAAUGCCUAUAUCAGGUUGGACAGGAUGACACACAAUGUCUAUAUCAGGUUGGACAGGGUGACACACAAUGUCUAUAUCAGGUUGGACAGGGUGACACACAAUGUCUGUAUCAGGUUGGACAGGGUGACACACAAUGCCUAUAUCAGGUUGGACAGGAUGACACACAAUGUCUAUAUCAGGUUGGACAGGGUGACACACAAUGUCUAUAUCAGGUUGGACAGGGUGACACACAAUGUCUGUAUCAGGUUGGACAAGGUGACACACAAUGCCUAUAUCAGGUUGGACAGGAUGACACACAAUGUCUAUAUCAGGUUGGACAGGGUGACACACAAUGUCUAUAUCAGGUUGGACAGGGUGACACACAAUGUCUGUAUCAGGUUGGACAGGGUGACACACAAUGCCUAUAUCAGGUUGGACAUGAUGACACACAAUGUCUAUAUCAGGUUGGACAGGGUGACACACAAUGUCUAUAUCAGGUUGGACAGGAUGACACAUAAUGCCUAUAUCAGGUUGGACAGGAUGACACACAAUGUCUAUAUCAGGUUGGACAGGGUGACACACAAUGCCUGUAUCAGGUUGGACAGGGUGACACACAAUGUCUGUAUCAGGUUGGACAAUGCUAAGAUGUUAAAAUCAAACUUUGAAUAUGUCAUGUAUAAAACCGAUUAUAAAAUAAACUCUUAUAUUUA
Mizuhopecten yessoensis (Yesso scallop) is the source of this 6351-nucleotide messenger RNA. Its product is annotated as synaptic vesicle glycoprotein 2C-like. NCBI's taxonomy places the organism in Eukaryota, Metazoa, Mollusca, Bivalvia, Pectinida, Pectinidae. Gene Ontology annotation, cellular component: membrane. The coding region runs from base 176 to 1744 and encodes 522 amino acids. The record is from RefSeq and is a predicted model, not a curated record. The transcript is spliced from 14 exons. Gene Ontology annotation, biological process: transmembrane transport. Gene Ontology annotation, molecular function: transmembrane transporter activity.